GCAAAGUGUGGCAAAACUACGUCAAAUCAUAAUGAAAUAUCAAUAUCAUCAAAAUAUUCCGCAGCCUUGAAGUUUUUUAAAAAUAAUGGAUAUAUCGGCAUUGUCAGAGCCGAACUUUAGUCCUGCCGAGUGGAUAAACACUAACUACAAGAAGUACGUGGAGGAGAAUGUCAAACAAGGUGGAGAAAAAACCGCCUCGGCUUUUAUUCAAAGUUACGUGGCCAAAUUGCAGUUAUAUGUCCAGCAGGUGAAUUAUGCUGUAGAAGAGUCCAGCCAGCAGGUUGUGUCCAGUAUGCCUCGCAUAGCCAAAGAGGCAGCCACUCUUCAGAGGGAUGUGCAGGAACUGCAGGAGAAAAUGCUGGCCAUGCGACAAGAGGUUGCCGCCGUGCAGGACGAGACCGGUGAAUGUAUGGCCACGUUGGAACGUCUUAACACACUGCAAUCAAAGUUGCAGGCCGCUAAAGAGUCGUUGCAAGAGUCGGAUGGGUGGGGCAAUCUCUUGGCCGAGUUGGAAGAUGGUUUCGAGAGGAAUGAUUUGAAGGGCAUUUGUGAAAAGCUAACAGCACUGCAAAAGUCUCUACAAGCACAGGAGCAACUUGCCGGUCAUGCCGAACGUCUCACACAAGUGGAGGACUUUAAAAAUCGCUUGGAGGCACUAGCAUCUCCAAAUGUGGUGCAAUGUUUUGCCGAAUCCAAUCUGGAACAGGCCCAGCACUAUGCGGACAUCUUUGAUAGCAUUCAAAGACUACCCCAGCUGCAGCAAUAUUAUCGCGCUGUGCAGAAAAAUGUUCUGCAACAGCAGUGGAAACAGACACUGGAACAGCAGCAACAGCAACACUUCCUUAGCCUCUACUAUGAUCAACUCUUGGAGCACUGUCAGCGUCAAGUGAAAUGGUGCUCCCAAUUGUUUAGUGGCGAUCAGACCCAGCCGUUUUUGGUUUUGGCCGAACUAUUGCCUGCCCUACAGCCAGCCAGGGACGUCCAUAUUCUGCAGUUGCUGAAGACAUCCAAUGAACGCUUGGAAUUGUUAUCUGCGUUUGCCCAGGCUAAUCACAGUUUUGUUCUUCAUUUGAAUUCAUCGUUGGAGCAAUCGCACAUCAUAUUGCCCGAGCAUUUAAAACGCCAAUUGGGCGAGGCGAUCUUCGAAUAUUUCCACAAAUUUGUGCAACAAUAUCCGCGAUUAGAAGAAACUCAAUUGUCAACGCAAGUGGAUCGUUUGCUGUCUAAUCAAGCAACGCCUAGUGAUGCAGUGCGUCAUUUGGUCGAUAGCACACGGAAGUUAUACGAAUGGCUUUAUGAGGCAUGCACUCGUUGUUCGGUCAUAACCAGUGACUUGGCUUUGUGUAAACUGAUUACACUAUUGAAUGGCAUCUUUAAGAGGCAAUUGGAGAACUUUGGACGUACCCAACGACAAUUAAGCCUUAGUCUGGGUUCACCCAAAACCGAAAAUUGGUCCCUUCUGCAAUAUACAAUGUCGCAGUUGCAAUGCCUAGCCGAUUUUCAAAUGCAAUUGAAUCAAUUCGAACAGAAUUUGCAUACUCGUUUAGAUGCUUUAGAUGGCAAAUUGGGAAAAUCCACGGAUAGGCACAUUAUAACCAUAUAUCAGACCUUGGAUCAGGCUACAAGCAAGCAGUUGAUCAACAGCAUUAAAGACUAUCAGCAAAAGAAAACAGAAGCUAGCGAAACGUUGGGCAUAUUUCCCCAAAUAUAUGCCACUCUCAAAACCCAUUUGACAGAAACGCACGAGAUUACCCUCAGCGUGUUGUUGCAGCCAAUUGAGGUGCAUCUAUCUCAGAUACGCCCUCCUGCGGUAGAUGGUAAUAACAUGGCUUCAUCUGGUAUUGAUAUGCCUUCUUUUAGUUUUGCUCCCCAGGAGAGUAUUACACAAAUUGGUCAAUAUCUCCUCACUUUGCCACAGCAUCUGGAGCCGCUUCUUCUCUCUCCAUCUCCCCUGCUUAAACAGGCUUUGGAAUUGUGCAAUAUUAAAUACACUCAAGCCAUUCCUUGUGCCGACGUCCUACUCUCCCUUGUGGUAGAACAAUGCUGUCUUUUGUAUCAGGCUCAAAUUUUGCAAAUCAAAUCAUUGCCAAGUUCGGCGGCCACACAACUCAGUGUGGACAUUGAAUAUCUAUCGAGUGUACUUGAGGAACUGGGUCUUUCCAUAAAUCAGCAAUUAUCACAGAUUCUAACUCUAUUGAAAGCGGCACCAGAUCAGUAUUUAGCUUUAAGCGCUGGCUGUGAGCCUCGUCUGGUGACUGCAAUACGUCAGAUGCGUAAUAUAAUAUCCACACAAUAAUUAUAAAUUAUUCCAUAAUUAUUUAUUAGUUCUUUUCAAA
Messenger RNA from Drosophila willistoni, 2336 nucleotides. RefSeq names its product conserved oligomeric Golgi complex subunit 7 (gene Cog7). Gene Ontology annotation, cellular component: COG complex. Bases 86 to 2296 code for a protein of 736 amino acids. The transcript is spliced from 2 exons. The record is from RefSeq and is a predicted model, not a curated record. Lineage: Eukaryota; Metazoa; Arthropoda; Insecta; Diptera; Drosophilidae. Gene Ontology annotation, biological process: intracellular protein transport; Golgi organization; retrograde vesicle-mediated transport, Golgi to endoplasmic reticulum.